AUGGUAUCAAAGGUGAAGAGAGCCCCAAUCAAAUCAAUAAAGAAUCGUCGUUGGCGUCGGAAAACACCCAUAAAAAAUGUGGUGGCGGCGUCCUCCGCCGUGCUGGCCUCCAUCCACCGUCGCAUCACAAAACUCUUCUCCAAAUUAGCACGCCUCAGCACCACCCACAAGAAAACCUCGUACAAAAUCCUCAAAAAGACAGCCUCAGAUUUCUAUUCCCAACAAGAACAACAAUCCUUAGACGCCAUUCGUCGAACCCUCGUCUUCGACAACGUCAACGACCCACCGCUCCUUCCACCCUCUCUCUCCCCUCGCAGAACCGUUUUCCUUGACCUCGACGAAACCCUCAUCCACUCCAAGGCCUCGCCACCGCCGGAGCACUUUGACUUCGUCGUCCGGCCGGUGAUUGACGGCGAGGUGAUGGAUUUCUACGUGCUGAAGCGCCCCGGCGUCGACGAGUUUCUGGAAUCCCUCGCGAAAAAGUUUGAGGUGGUGGUGUUCACCGCUGCGCUGAAGGAGUACGCGUCGAUGGUGCUGGACCGGCUGGACCGGAACCGUUUCAUCUCGCACCGGCUUUAUCGUGACUCGUGCCGCAACGUCGAUGGGAAGUUCGUGAAGGACUUGUCGGAAAUGGGUAGGGAUUUGAAACGGGUCGUUAUCGUUGAUGAUAACCCGAAUUCUUACGCGAACCAACCCGACAACGCGAUUCCCAUUCGGCCUUUUGUUGACGAUCUUUGCGAUCGGGAGCUUUGGAAAUUGAGGCACUUUUUCAAUGGGUCUGAUUGCUAUGACGAUAUGAGGGAUGCUGUUAAGCACUACGUCACUGUGCAACAGCAAUUUUCCUACGACCAUUGUUUCCCUUCCAUUGGUUGUCAGCUUGUGACAAAUUCUGGUCACCCUGUCUCUCUCUACUUUGUUAGUGGACUUUUGUGCUCGUCAUUGCCACCCUCUUUUAGGAAAUCCCUAGAUCGUCCCAUCUGCCAUGUCUCUCAGACACACUUUAUCUAUGUUCCAGCUGCUGUCAGCAUUGGAUCUCCUGUCCAAACACCAUCACUUAUUAAAGUGAAGGCAUGA
This is a messenger RNA of Abrus precatorius (Indian licorice), 1074 nucleotides long. RefSeq names its product probable C-terminal domain small phosphatase. The transcript has 2 exons. Bases 1 to 1074 code for a protein of 357 amino acids. Gene Ontology annotation, molecular function: phosphoprotein phosphatase activity. NCBI's taxonomy places the organism in Eukaryota, Viridiplantae, Streptophyta, Magnoliopsida, Fabales, Fabaceae. The record is from RefSeq and is a predicted model, not a curated record.